Messenger RNA from Porites evermanni, 372 nucleotides. Lineage: Eukaryota; Metazoa; Cnidaria; Anthozoa; Scleractinia; Poritidae. The record is from the annotation of a GenBank genome assembly.
AUGAAGAACAAUUCUCAAUCAGAUCAAAGUUCUCAUGAUCCCCUACUAGGUCGUUCGCGCAGUCUAAUUGCUGUGGAAGUGGCCUUAUCCAUUCUCAUUUGCCUCACCUCCUUCCUCGGCAAUUUAUUAGUCGUUUAUGUUGUCCAUAAAGACUCCAGACUCAAGAGCUUAACGAAUGUAUUCAUACACAACUUGGCAUUGACUGACAUUUCCAUGGCAUCGCUGCACAUGUCCUUUUGGGUAACAAGCCUGUAUACAGGAACUUGGAUUUUUAGCGAGAAGUGGUGCGAGGUUCAAGCUGUAAUUCGGUCUACGUUGGGAAAUGCUUCUAUCCUGACUAUGGGACUUAUCGCCUUUAACCGAUAUUUCUGA